GAGAGAGAGAGAGAGAGAGAGAGAGAGAGAGAGAGAGAGAGAGAGAGAGACAGAGAGAGAGAGAGAGAGAGAGAGAGAGAGAGAGAGAGAGAGAGAUAUGGCUGCAUGCCUCAUCGUUUCACAAGUGUCUUGAAGUGCUUGUGAGGCCUCUUUGGUAGAAUGCUGAGAGAGAGAGAGAGAGAGAGAGAGGACAUGAUGCAAAUAAAUGAGAACUACUGGCUAAACAGUAUACGAAAGUCCUGGAUAAUCUCUUUAAGUGAGAGAGGGUUCCUAAACCAUUUACAGUAAAUGGUCCUCAAGGGAUUUCCAGUCAAGAUAAUCAACAGUACCAUUUCACAAGGUAGCUAGAUGCAUCAUGGGAGUGGAUCAGAACUUAUCUACAGUAGUGGACCUGAACACAUCUAAUAUAACCAUGGAGUACAGCUCAGCCCGCUCAGUGGAACAGGUCCCUACAGAAUACCGCAUCGCAGGCCUGGUCUUCUACUGUGUCAUCUUCACCAUUGGCAUAGUGGUCAACGUCACCGCAUUAUGGGUAUUUGCCUUGACCACCAAGAGGAGGAACUCCGUCUCGGUCUACAUGAUCAACGUGGCCAUAGUGGAUCUCGUCUUUAUCAUCCUUCUCCCCUUCCGGAUGGUUUACUAUGGCCAGGACUACUGGCCGUUCGGAGACAUCUUCUGUCGGGUCAGCGCGGCUCUGACUGUCUUCUACCCCUGCAUGGCCCUGUGGCUCUUCGCCCUGAUCAGCACUGACCGCUACGUGGCCAUCAUCCAGCCCAAACACAGCAAGGAACUCAAGAACAUCCCCAAAGCCCUGGUAGCAUGCAUCGGGGUGUGGAUCAUGACCCUGGGUAGCACUGUCCCCUUGCUCUUCCCAGACCACGACCCGGAUCGCUCCUCCAACUUCACCACCUGCAUCAAGAUGCGUGACAUCAUCCACCUGCGAACGGACAACCCCGUCCACUUCACACGCCUAUUCUUCUUCUUCCUGGUGCCGACCUGUAUCAUGAUUGGUUGCUAUGUGGUCAUCGUGGAUAAUCUCGUCCACGGACGGACUUCUAAGCUCAAGCCCAAGGUCAAGCAAAAGUCCAUCAGGAUCAUCAUCACGCUCAUCGUCCAAGUGCUGGUGUGUUUCGUGCCCUUCCACAUUUGUUUGGUGGUUCUGUUGCUGGAAGGUGGUGAUGGUUCGGACUACAGCACGUGGGGUGCCUUUACAACAUUCCUGAUGAACCUGAGUACAGUUCUGGACAUUAUUCUUUACUACAUUGUCUCCAAGCAGUUCCAAGAUAGAGUGAUCAGUGUGAUUCUGUACAGGAACUACCUGCGUAGCGUACGGAGGAAGAGCAGACGCACACACACAGGGAGUGUGAGGUCGUUCAGUAACUUGACCAGCGCCAUGAUCUGAAGGCGGAAACCAAACUCAACUGUGCAAAAGAAGGUGACCCAGGGACUUUACAGAUGCAUAUCUGGCAGACAGUGGCGGUCGGUGACAUUUUUAAUGAGGGAGGACAAUACAUUUUUUUAUGAGCAUGGCCUUAUUUCUAUUACAGCAUAUUGGAUGAUUGUCAUUCAUAUACCAUUCACCCAGCUCAAUGUAACAUUGAUAGGUUUAGGCUACAUCCUACAUGAUAUUCACAUUUUCUUAUCAUGAGGUUGGUACAGCCUAGCCUAUGAAUGAACGUUUACAACCACAGGCCAAGAGAAAGAUUUGAGUUAUCAAGGUGGCAGACAGUGACACAUUCAAUACCGUCUCGCACACUCUUGCCCACAUCUAGCUGAUGUAUGGUGUAAUCAUUAGUCCAACAGUUGCAAACAAAAGUUUCUAUUGGACAUAUGCCAGUACGUUUUUCCCCAUUUCGUUCUGUUUGCUUCUGUUUAAGAAAUGUUUUUAAACAGAAUCGGCGGAAGGAAUUACACCCCUGAUCACACGCAAACACGGUUCACUUCACAGCAGCCACAUACAAAGAGCAUGAGCACAACACAACACAUCAGCUGUCUGUGACCAGGUGAAAAAACCUUCCCAAGCCAAAAUGUCAUAUCAUAACCGCUAACCGCUACACACAGCCUACAUCGUUGUCACCAUAUUAACUAACGUCAUAGUCAACAUAGCUACUACAACUAACAUGUUAGUAAAAUCAUAGUACAAACAUGCAGUGCGGUGUACAGUCAGCAAACUUGCUUCUCUUUCAUUUUUAAAGAAAUUAAUGUGUUCAAAAUUGUUAAACUAUUGUCUUUCUUUCUCUUUGAGUCAGCUACUCACCACAUUGUAUGCACUGCUGUGCUAGUUAGCUGUAGCUUAUGCUUUCAGUACUAGAUUCAUUCUCUGAUCCUUUGAUUGGGUGGACAACAUGUCAGUUCAUGCUGCAAGAGCUCUGAUCGGUUGGAGGCAGUCCCCCAGAAGUUCAUAAUUACUGUGUAAGUCUAUGGGAGGGUGUGACGACCAUCAGCCUCCUAGGUUUUGUAUUGAAGUCAAUGUACCCAGAGGUGGACGGAAACUAGCUGUCCUCUGGCUACACCAUGGUGCUACCCCAGAGAGAGCUGUUGAGGAUACUGUGACCUUUGCAAAACAGUGUGUUUUAAUAAAUUAUUUGGUGACGUGAAUAUAUUUUGUAUAGUUUUAUCUAAAAAGGAUAACCUUUUAAUGUUUCACUUCUUUUUAUUUUCAUGAAAUUUGUUGAGGAGGAUGGUCCUUCCCUUCCUCCUCUGAGGAGCCUCCACUGCUGGCAGAGUGUUCUAACAUUGAGUAAAUUAUACAUGUGUGUUCAGACUGGUGAUUCAGUAACUUCAUCCCCAUUUACAUUUGAAAUGGUGGGUUGGACGGGGGGUUAAGGGUCAUGGCGAAAGACUGGGUACAGGCCAGAUACAUAAACUCACCUGCCAAGGACUACUCUUCCCAAAAUAGAAAGUGAUAGCAUGCAAAUGACUUACACACACUUGGCAUGGCGUGUCAAACCUAACUAAAUUGACCCAUAUGGUAAGGAUCUAUAUGAAUCAUAUAAUGAUUCGUAUAUGGGUACACCUGAAACAUGUCUUCUAAGAAGUAGUCCACUUUCAUACAAAGGCAUAAUAUAAGAAGCAUAAUUGUUUUACUUACAUGUUGUCACAUAUACAGUGUAUGUAAGAAACACAAGAAUCAUGCAUGUUUUGUGUGUUUUCUUCUAAGAGGUAGGCCAUAGAUUUACUUAUAACAUUUCAUUAAAUCCUUGUGUGUGUGUUCGCUGUGGGCUUCAUGUUCAACUCAUUCAAAAAACGGAUUUGAAUUCA
This is a messenger RNA of Salvelinus fontinalis (brook trout), 3261 nucleotides long. RefSeq names its product G protein-coupled receptor 18 (gene gpr18). Gene Ontology annotation, cellular component: membrane. NCBI's taxonomy places the organism in Eukaryota, Metazoa, Chordata, Actinopteri, Salmoniformes, Salmonidae. The record is from RefSeq and is a predicted model, not a curated record. Gene Ontology annotation, biological process: phospholipase C-activating G protein-coupled receptor signaling pathway; positive regulation of Rho protein signal transduction. The coding region runs from base 356 to 1402 and encodes 348 amino acids. The transcript has 3 exons. Gene Ontology annotation, molecular function: G protein-coupled receptor activity.